UGAUUCGGUUUGAGUCCAAGACUAGCAGGUGAAAAUUCCUAAAUCAGCUGGAGGUAGCUAUUUUGUUUGCUUUUUAUUAUGGAAAACGUACGAAAAGAAUUGACGAAAAGAAUCGUAAACGAAUGUAAAGCAAAAGGGGCAUCAAUAACUAAGGAUUUUGCUUCGUUUUUGCUUUCUCUUUAUCAAUUAAAUCCAGCGUACAGAAUAAAAGAAAACGACGAGGAAAAUGCCAAAGUAAUUCAAGCUGUAACGGAGAGGCUAUGUGACCAAAGCCGAUCCAGUCUUGUAACUUUGAAAAAUCAGCUAUACUUUGCUAAGCAUUAUCAUGACAGAGACGAAACUGUCAAAAGGCAUCGAUUACGACUACACCAGAAAACUGCACCUUUAGUCGCCGAAAUUUGUGAAAGUAAUAAACUGGAGAGUGGAAAGGAUACGGAAAAACUGUAUCAGAAAAUAUUAGCAGUAAUAACGCUUCUGAGCGGUCUGGGAAGUCCCACAGUCCCAUCAAUUCUGAGGGAAGUUUCAGUAGCGUUGCAGAGCGUCUUCCAGGCUUCCGAGCUGGCUCAUUACGUAACUUUGCCUAAACGAGAGAAAGAGGAGCAGUUGAUGGAGUUAAUGUGUCUAGUCGCAGGGAUCCGUUUAUUUAAUAGAGAUUGUCAACGCGGUGGCGAGGGGAUCGACGAUCUGCCGAGCAUUCUACAAGAAGCUCUAAUGAAGACCCGCAACUCUAUUCUUGAGCUGUUAGAGCCGUUAAUGGCCAAGAUAUAUAAGUUCACGGCUGCCGUGGAAAAUGCAGUCACAUGCAUGUCAAUCGAUGUUUCGGACGCUGCAUGUUGCAGUUCAAAGGAAGCGGCAUCCGACGCGGAAGAAAAAAUUGAGUGGAUCAUCGAAAUGUUAACGGCUAGUCGUCAGCAAGAGAUCUACAUCAGAAAGCUGCUGAGUGAUGUGGAGCGCAGUGAGAACGCAGUGAAGGACUUGAUGGAACGUCUUCAAGCACGACUCUUUAAACUUCAUGAUACUGUUCGAUACAGAACGGCUAUCCCUACUACUCAAGUCUACCCGCAAUUUAUUGAUCUGGCGGAUAUAUGGAUGGGUUUGCAAGAUGAAGUGAUCACUCUGAGUAGCAUCAACAACUUCCUAUGGGAGUUACAAAGUUUGAGCAAUAAGACUGUGAAUAUUUACGAUCAAACAAAGUUAGAAAAUAUAGCCGAAAAUGUGGAGAUUUUAACCGAUGCUGAAAGAUUGGAACGUUCCAUGGGCAAUUUAAUAACGGAGUGUGGAGAGUGCUUGAUAUAUUAUCCAAAUGUCACUAAAGAUUUUGAGAAGAUUAACUUAGAGUUUCUAGGAUUUUGCGCGUGGACAUUUGCGACGGGCAAAGGCGCCCUUAUACCAGGAAAUCCGAAUAACGGUGUGGCGAAAUGGAGAGGAAAACAUUACGCCUUUAAAUCACCCGAAGUAGCCGUUAAAUUCGGAAAAAAUCCCGACAGGUAUAUUUACGACGCGCUCAAUUUCGUCCGCAAUCAUGCGGAAUACAUCCACUUGUUUCAAUUACAUGAGGAAAUUGAAGCUAUGCAAAGUCAAGAAGAAUUAACGGAAAAAGGAUUGCGACUGAAGACUCGUCAUGAUCAAAAGGUUCAAACAGACGUCCAUAUACUUCCGCCCUACAUUGAUAAAUAUUAUACUUCCAGCGUUUGGGAGUUGAAGCGUAGAGCUUUACGCCUGGCAAAUAUAAGUCGAUGUACUACGCGCAGUACGCAAACGUUUAAUUCGCAUUUUCGAUAUGGUGUUUACGUGCAAGCAGCUCCGCCACAGGAUAAGGAAGUUCAAACCAGAAGAGAUAACUAUACAAACACUAAGAAACUCCUGACGUUCAUGUUUGGAUUACGAGGAAGGCGAGAUGACAAUCAGCACAUUGUAUCAUUCUUGGAAGACGAACUUGAACAUUUAUAAAAUUUCGUCUCUGAAAUAAUUACGUAA
Mycetomoellerius zeteki is the source of this 1977-nucleotide messenger RNA. RefSeq names its product UPF0704 protein C6orf165 homolog. Gene Ontology annotation, biological process: regulation of cilium beat frequency. The transcript is spliced from 13 exons. NCBI's taxonomy places the organism in Eukaryota, Metazoa, Arthropoda, Insecta, Hymenoptera, Formicidae. The record is from RefSeq and is a predicted model, not a curated record. Gene Ontology annotation, cellular component: ciliary basal body; axoneme. Bases 79 to 1950 code for a protein of 623 amino acids.